UGGAUUUGAAGUUGAAUGGCCUCCUCUCUCUCUCUCUGAGCGGACUGUCAUCGUCUUCGCGUUCUAAUGGUGCACUCUCUCAGCACCCACUCUCUCUCUACUCUCUUUCUCUCUCCGUCACCAGCCCCAUCUCACCAUUUCUGUUUCAUAAGAAGAGCAUCCUCAUCCACCUCCCUCCAUUUUAAUGGCACCUUCUGCAGCCAAGACCCAAUUUCAGAGAAAAAAACUCAAAGCAAAAGAGCAAUGAAAGCUUUGAAGGAAUGGCAGGAAUAUGAAGAAGCAGUGAGAGAAAGGGACCUCGGUCGAGCCCUGAAGUUUCUGGAAUCUCUUGAGCCCCUUCCUUCAGAUGUUCAAAUAACAACUGGAGGUGGGCUAGUGAGAGAUUGGGAAGUGCUCGAUGCUUGCUUAAAUGCAGAUGAUAUGAAGAUGGUGGGGAGUGCUUAUGAAUUUCUUCAAUUGAGGGGCUUCUUGCCCAAUUUCGGGAAAUAUAAGAACAGGGUUUCUGUGGGAUCAAGAAAUGUGACACCAACUAUUUUAAAGUCCUCAACUGGCUUGGAUGCUUCGAAGCUUUCACCCAAGAAGUGGGGACUUUCUGGAAGCUCUGGGGCCGUGUUAGUUACUUUUCUUGGUGGAGUCUCUUUCCUGUUGUCAAAAGGAAUAGAUAUAAGACCCAACCUAGCUGCUGUAUUGGGUCUAGCUUGGCUAGACUCAAUAUUUCUAGGUGGUUGUUGCAUUGCUCAAAUCUCGUUUCUUUGGCCACCUUACCGGCGUCGGGUCCUUGUUCAUGAAGCAGGCCAUCUUCUAAUUGCCAAUUAUCCCCGAGUGGUUGAAGGUUGGAUCACAUGCCGUGACAAAGUAUCAUCUACCACAUCAUCAGUCUCGGUAGAUGCAAGGGGGAGGAGAGGUCCUAGUGAUGGAUUAGGGGACCGGGCAUCAUCAUCAGCGUCGAGCAUAUUUGAUGGGUUGUCCUAUCCGUGGUGUCAUUUUAGAUCCAUUGGUGGCAGUCCAAAUGGGUAUCCAGGGACAGGCAGGCACUCAAUUCUGGGAUGAAAAGUUGGAAAAAGAGCUUGCAGAUGGCCGACUUAGCAGUACUGCGUUUGACAGGUACUGCAUGGUUCUUUUUGCUGGUAUUGCAGCUGAAGCACUUGUCUAUGGAGAGGCCGAGGGUGGCGAAAAUGAUGAAAACCUAUUCAGGAGCAUUUGUGUGCUCCUCCAACCUCCUCUCUCCACCUCACAGAUGUCAAAUCAGGCACGAUGGGCUGUACAGCAAUCAUACAAACUUUUGAAGAUGCACAAAGGUGCACAUAGGGCUGCUGUUAAAGCUAUCGAAAACGGCAAAGGUCUUGGCACAAUCAUUAGGCGUGUUGAGGAAGCCAUGUCUCAAGAUCAAUGAACCGCGAAAUAGAUAUACCAAUCAGAAAGAAAAACAACCUGGGAAACAUAUUACCUUAUUGGUGCUGGCAUUUUCACAUAUGUCCAAGGGUAAAAGAGAAUGAAGAAGACUAUCAGCUUUGGGCUCGAAGGUUCGGAACUUCUCUUGGUCAUGCUUCUGAUAUAAAUGACAAUUGGACGGUGUAGGUGGUGGUUGUUGGCCAUUACACGAGGGAAAUUGAUAUUGGGGGUGGAUUUUCUAUGUGAAUUAUGUCAUGCAUGCAAGUACGGUCAAUCAUUAUUACCUUGUUUUUUCUGUGUGUUCCUGUGUUUCGCAGAAGACUGGUAACAUUGGUAGACCACUGGUUUCAGUUUGACCUGUGCAACGUAUCAAAUAUAACCAUGGGUUGAACGUGCAGAUAGAGAAACUGGGAUGACAGGAAGGAGCCAUUGUAUAUCGAAAAUGCUUGUAAAGAUGCAACAGAAAUUUGGCUGACUGGAUAGGGGAACAAAGCCGGCAAAAUGUGAGGGAUGACAGGAAAGAGCCAUUGUAUAUCGAAAAUGCUUGUAAAGAUGCAACAGAAAUUAGCCGACUGGAUAGGGUCACAAAGCUGGCAAAUUGUGAAGGAACUGGGAUGACUAGAAAGUUGUAUAUAUCCUUUUAUAAGGAAAUUAAACUUCCAAUUUCUGUAACGUGCAAUGCUCAGGAUAUUUUUAGGGAAAUUUAACAGAUCGGGUAAGGCCCAAAAAUA
This is a messenger RNA of Amborella trichopoda, 2123 nucleotides long. RefSeq names its product ATP-dependent zinc metalloprotease. The record is from RefSeq and is a predicted model, not a curated record. Gene Ontology annotation, biological process: proteolysis. NCBI's taxonomy places the organism in Eukaryota, Viridiplantae, Streptophyta, Magnoliopsida, Amborellales, Amborellaceae. Gene Ontology annotation, molecular function: ATP binding; ATP-dependent peptidase activity; metalloendopeptidase activity.